This is a messenger RNA of Cajanus cajan (pigeon pea), 988 nucleotides long. It is a transcript of the gene ENDO2, whose product is annotated as endonuclease 2. Gene Ontology annotation, molecular function: nucleic acid binding; endonuclease activity. Gene Ontology annotation, biological process: DNA catabolic process. The record is from RefSeq and is a predicted model, not a curated record. Lineage: Eukaryota; Viridiplantae; Streptophyta; Magnoliopsida; Fabales; Fabaceae.
GAUUUGUAUAGUGUAGUGAAGGAGAAACAUGGAGCAUUAUUACAAAAUCCAGUUAUUGGGCAUAGUGUCACUGUUGCUUGUGUUUCCAAACACUCAUGGAUGGGGAGAAGAUGGCCAUGCCAUAAUUUGUAGGAUUGCUCAGUCUCGGCUCAGCGAUUCAGCUGCAGAGGCUGUUAAAAAACUGCUGCCAAAAUAUGCACAAGACGACUUAGGGAGUGUGUGCUCAUGGGCUGAUCAUGUCAGGUUUUAUUUGCACUGGUCUGCUCCAUUGCACUUUGCUGAUACACCUGACUCCCUUUGUAAUUUUCAGUAUAACAGGGAUUGCAAGGAUGAGAAUGGAGAGAAGGGAAGAUGUGUUGUGGGAGCGAUUAAAAAUUACACUAGCCAGCUCCUAGACAAUGGCAAAGACACUCAAUAUAACUUAACACAAGCUCUUCUGUUCCUUUCUCAUUUUAUGGGAGAUGUCCAUCAGCCUCUACAUGUGGGCUUUACCUCAGACAGGGGAGCCAAUUUAAUUAAUGUUCACUGGUACACAAAGAAGCAAAAUCUUCACCAUGUUUGGGAUGCUAGCAUAAUUGAGACCGCAGAAGAAACAUUCUAUGACUCCAACAUAGAUGCCUUCACCAAGGCCAUUCAAGAGAAUAUUACGAAAACAUGGUCGGGUCAAGUAAAAGGAUGGGAAACAUGCAAUUCUAACGAGGCUACAUGCCCAGAAAAAUAUGCAUCUGAAGGCAUUCAAGCAGCCUGUCAAUGGGCAUAUAAGGAUGCCCCUGAAGGUUCAGAGCUAGGAGACGAUUACUUCCGGUCACGUUUCCCAGUGGUCAGUUUGCGAUUAGCUCAAGGAGGAGUUCGACUGGCUGCAACUCUCAAUCGUAUUUUUGGCUGAUGCAACAUCUUAAUGUAAUUUAUUUAUUGGAAUAUAAGAUGUCUAUAUCUCUAAAAAUUAUAUUAUUAAUAAAGUUCCUGCAAUAGUGUAGGUUACGUAUCU